UACAGAUCAGCGCUACACUUGUGCAACCACCACGGUUUCAUUGAUUCACAGACUUUAAACUCCCAACAAGCAAAAAAACAGGAAUCAUUGUAGAUUAGAUUAAUAACAAUUGCCUGUGACUAUUCAGUUCGACUGUAUCUCAACGGAGAGAUAUCAACGCUGUCUCUGAAAGGAACUUGGAUAGCCUACAACAUCUAGGAUUUUUUCCCUCCUCUCUCUAAUCCUUAUAGAUCAUCAUCUACUGUGUUUUCUAUUUGAAAACACUGUUCGUGAUCUAUUCGGACACCUGCACCUUGCCAUUUAUGUCAGACUAAAUAACUGCUAUGACAGGGAAACUAGCGGACAAGCUCCCUCUUACCAUGAGCAGUUUAAUAAACACGAUUCCUGACAGUCUUUACCCAGAAGAGGACAUUCCGACGUCUAUGAACAUUUUCACCAAUACGGAUUCUAUAAACCACUACUCGCAAAUGAAUACAGAUAAUAUCAUGGAUCUGGGGAUGGGAAGUGAUAAGGGAACUGCAGAGAUCCAGUAUGGCUCCAGCUUCCAGUCAAACCGCAGUGGGCAGACCGUCACCUAUCUGGGGAAGUUUGCCUUCGACACUCCUCCGUCGGGUGGAAUCGGGGGCUCCGGCUGGUGUUCAGACAACAAUAUCAUUAGUUUAGUAAGUGCUGGCAUCCUGGGUGUCUCCCCGUCGCCUGGCAAUAUCACCACACAGACGUCGUCCUCUGGGGCCAGCAUGGGCGGCCAGUCCUCAGACAUGGAGCAAGUGUACGGUCCACCACUGCCCGCCUAUUCCACCUGCAGCGAGCUGUACCAGGACCAGGUCUCCUUCCACCACAGCCCUGCCACCAGCACUGCCCUCGGCUACCCCGGCAAUGACUAUCACACCACCUCCAAGCCCUCCAUGGACGGGAGCCUUUUCUCCAUGAUCCCAGAUUACAACCUCUUCCAUCAUCAGGGUGAGGUUGGUGUGAUGGAGCACAAGCCCUUCCAGUCCAUGGACCCAAUUAGAGUCAACCCCCCACCUAUCACACCACUUGAGACCAUUCGAGCAUUCAAAGACAAGCAGCAGAUUCAUCCAGGUUUCAUUGGCGGGCAGCAGCUUGCUCCUCAACACCACCAGCCACCACAGACGCUAACACUCAAACCAAUCCGACCACGGAAGUACCCAAACCGACCCAGCAAAACCCCUGUGCAUGAGCGGCCACAUGCCUGCCCAGCAGAAAACUGUGACAGACGCUUCUCCCGUUCAGAUGAACUGACACGCCACCUCCGCAUCCACACGGGUCACAAACCCUUCCAGUGCCGCAUAUGCAUGCGCUCCUUCAGCCGAAGUGACCACCUGACCACCCACAUCCGCACGCACACGGGCGAGAAGCCCUUCUCCUGUGAGUUCUGUGGACGCAAGUUUGCCCGGAGUGACGAGCGCAAGAGACAUGCCAAAGUUCACCUCAAGCAGAAAGACAAGAAGCCGGCUGACAAGGGGAGUGGGGCAGCUGGCAGCCACAGCUCACCCCCCAGUUCCUGUGGUGGCAGUGGAGGGCCCAGCGGUGGCAACAUCAUGACUGUCACUACCUGUGCUUAGGAUGGAUCAUCACCCUGCUCUAACAUAAGACUGAGGAAAGGUCCUAUCCACAAUGAGACAAAUAGAUGACUCUUUCUCUCACUUUUUCUCUUACAUUCUCCUAAUUUUUAAUUCCAGGUAAUAUUUCCCUCCUCUAUUUGGAGAUGGGCUUGUUUUGUUGUAAGAGUAGGGUAAGGAGAGGACAUAGACUGGGCGGCCAACAACUGUGUGAAUGCCAGCAAGCAGAUGGGCAUCAUGGCACCGGCUGUCCAAGAGGACAUGGCAUAUCAUUGAGAAUUCAAUUCAAGUUUCUGAAGUCAUAUCAUGUCUUGUGUUUUCUGAGAAAUUCACCAAGAAUCUUGACUGAGGAGGGAUUCAAACAUUUUUGUACAAUUGGGUUGAGACUGAAUUACAACUAGGCGUAGAAUAAGGUGAGCUAUGUUUGGGAUGUAUGCAUUUAUUUCAUCUGGUUGUUAAAAGUGCAAUUGGUUGUAUUUGUGUACUGUUGUUGAUACCUUAUUUACUGCACUUUCGAUUGCCUGUCUUUUUGUUGAAAAAGUAUUUAAUUAUAUUGUUUUUUUUAUUGUUUCUCAACAGAAUGUGCCAAACAUAUGGGGAUAAUAAUGACAAUGUUUGUUUUCUUAAUUGUGCCUGUGAUUAACCAAACAUUACAAAGACAUAAACUAUGUUUCCGACAUUGAUUUUAGGCAGAUUGGUAGCCGCAAAAUACUCAAAAAUAGUUUUGAUUUUAGUAGCAUUUUUUGCAAUUAUUUGCAUCACAGUUACAGUUCAAUGGUUCAAAGGUAUUUUGCUAUAAGCUCACAACAUGAGCGUUAAAAAGCCCAGGGAUCGUUGGCUUUGUCCAUCCAAACAUGAUCCUGUGGUCAAUGGACCAGUAUUUGGUGGUAAACUAUUGUGGUCUGAUGUACACUCAGUGAACUGGAUUGCAACAUUAAUGGUAAAUAAUCAUGAACCAAUGUGUCAUUGAACCAAUUACACAUUUUCAACAUGUUCACUACAAAUUACACACAUCCAUGAAAGAUAGCCUACUAAGAUGUCCAAGAUAAACAUAUAUAUAUAUAUUUCUUUCUUUUUAAGUUAAUAUAUAUAUUUUAAGUAAGAGUGUUUUAUGUAGCUUUCGUCUAUCUUCCGAAGACUCCUCUUGGUCAUAUUUAGAAGUGCAUUUAAGACACAUUCGACCAAUCUUGAAAUAAAAUGUUGAGAGCGUAGAGAAAAAGACUGAAACAUUGAAAUGCCUGCCUCUGUAAGCUAUUGCAAGCCGACGACACAUCUGGAUAAAAGCAGAGAUGAAUUAGAGGGUCUUUUAUCUGCGCUUUCACUGACAGAGACCUGCCAGCUACAUGCAUGUAAUUAGAGAUAUUGUCAAAUGAAAGGGACGCAAAUGUUUUGCAUAUUGUUACGAUGAGCAACACCUGUAAGAACUACCAUAGAAUAUACAUGAUAUUUCCAUGUUUACACCUCCUACUGUUUUGAGAGAUUCUGAAUUUAGAAAUUAGGGAUUUUUUUUUUUUCUACAGUGAGAGAUGUAUACAGGUAUAUUACUUAAACUUGUGUACUCAGAUUGUGGAAACUUCAGUAUUAAAUUGUGCAUUUGUGUGCAAUUGUAUUUAGAUGUACACUAUAUAAAAAUGCACACAUUUCUAACUGAUUGAAUGCUUGUGCAGAAGGUGUCUUAAAAUGCUCCCUCUAAAGUAAUGAUACUGCAGGAUGUUCUGUGAAAACAAGUCAUUGCUAAAGACUUUGGAGCAUUGAGACAGUGCCAAAUUGGGUGCCUUAUCUUCCAUUUCAAAACAAUCUAAUAUUAUUUGUACCUACUGUAGGGUUGUAAGUGGGGAGUGGUUUUAGGAAACACUAAUGUGUUCUUAAUAAGAGAAAUAAACAAAAAAACAUUUUUGAACAAAAAUCGUGUGUAUUUCAAUUGCAAACAAACCUGUAAUGUAUUGGAUUCCAAAGUUCAGUCAAAUAUAUGAAAAAAGAUAAGUAUGCAAAACAAAUCAUCAUUUUUAUUUGAUCAGUAAAGCAAUAUACAAUUUUACAAAUGCCAAGUCUGGCAUUGACUGAAGGCUAUACACUACUUGAUUGGCUCUAGAUUCAGAAAAUGAAUUUCUUAGGUCAUACUGAUUAAAAAAUGUGCUCAAAUGCGUCAAAUCUAUAAAAACCAUUAAACAAGUAGUUUCACUAAUUAUAACACUGUAUAGGUAUAGCUAAUAAUGGAUAAUACAAGUCAUUGCAGGGAUGUGAAUCCAAACUGUUUGGUAAUUGAUCCACUACAUUAGAUUGUUGUCUUCACUGUGCUCAAUGCUCUUGUCAGCUGUGGUCUUGAUGUUUUUCUAGGAUGUCUUUCUCCUGAAAGGACAGUUAUUUCCCCUCCUGUCCCAUCAGGCCCUGUGUGAAAUCAUUUCUGCACCACAGUCGAAUGUGUUCUCUGUGUGUUUGAUAUGGAUUACUUAUUGUCAUAGAUGUGCCUGAUAGUAAACACUUUCAGAAAUCUUGAUUGAAAAUGUCAACAAUGAGAAUUUACAAAUGCAUUGUUCUCAGAGAACACAAAAUUCUCCGAUGUGCUUCCAAGGCCAUAUUCCCUCUUUCCUGUACAAACCUGUUUUCAUUGCUAGGCUUCCUGGCGAGUGUCCACUUAUUUUCCAAUUAAUUUGGCCCCAGAGAGUCUUUCUCCAGUUCAUCUACUGUAAAUGGAUAAAUUAGCAGACUCCUUGCAUUGUCUGAAAGUGUUGGCGAGUUCACACAUACAGUAUCAUCUCACUUAUUAUGUAAAUCAAUGGCUUUAUUGAAGUGCAUUUUAGGACACUUGUAUUCUUGGUGACAAUUAUUAUUAUUUCCUGGACUUUGCUUGAGCUAGUUCGAUGUAUGGAAGGAAUUUAAAAAGGAUUGAUAACUGUUCAUGAAUAAAGUGGAAAAAUAAAGGAUAUAGAAGUGGAAUGUAGAUGAUUACAGUCUAUCUAUAAUGACACUCAAAUAACACUGAUCUCUAUUGAAUCAAAACUGUAUCAAUUGAAGUGUGAUUUUCCAUAAGCUAAGUGAAGUCUAAAAAACUGUAUGGAUUGGAACCCUUGAAUUUCUUCAUUCAGUUCUUGCCUUUAAUGUUGAAAGUGUGUACACAAGCAAGUGAACCGAUCUUAACUUUUCUGGGUGAUUGAGGGGAUAUAAUUCUCAACAGCUGAGACAGGGUUGGCUCUCAGGUGGAAAGGGCAAACAUAAGCUAUAUCAGUGAACACCGAACGUCUCCAAGGAUUUGGUGUAGACAUAAUUUGGUGGUUUUAAAUGUUGUUUAAGCAUCUUGUGCUUAAGAAUGAUGUCUUCAUUCUUUUAAGGGUACAUGGUAUGUAAAAACCAUAGAGAAUGAGCAAAAUACCUUCUGAAUUAUUCUGUACUUUUUAAUUCAGCCAGCAUGGUUCAGCAAGAAAAGCCUUUCAGUAAGGGUAGAAUAACAAAGACAGUUUUCACAGAUCAUAUAGCAACCCUGUGGAUUUGAUGGUCGUCUCUGAAGGUUCAAAUGUUGAGUUUCUGGCAUUGGAUGAGAUUUGGUUUUAAAGAAUACUGUGUUUAUCUAGAUCUCGGUGAGAAGAGUGGAAGUUGUGCUCGGAAGAGAGGAGAAUACGCCAACAUAUUUCUAUCUGUCACCCAAAGACAUGUAAUUACAACAUUGUAAACUGGAUGUCAUCUGUCACAUUUCUAAUUAAUGCAAAUUGCACAGUGUAAAAGCAUGGUCUAUAUUACAUAUAACAAUUGAACAUUUUUAUUUCACAUUACUGUUAAAUAUCAAACCACUGUCAAAAGAUCUGAAAGUAAAAACUGUCCUCAUGAAUCAUGAUUCAAUACUGCUUUGUUUGUCCCCCAUGAUCUGAACAAAGUACUUUCAGUAGUCGACAUUACCAUGUCAAUUAGGGCUGAACUAUUUCUAGACUGAUUUCCUUUUUGUUUUUGUCUUGCUCUGGUAUGAUUUGAGAGGAUACGUUAAGUGUGUAAGAGAUUAAAAUAAGAGAGCUCCCUUCAUAUCUUCUCCUCAUCAUCCUGAUGGUUCUGGGCUCAGUCUUGGACCCAAGCCAACCUUAACAGUCAUGUUUGUGCCAAAUUAGGUUGCAUGGUUGGGUGAUUAGGAACAAUAUGCAAUGAGAACUCCACAGAAGCAACAAACGUAAAUGUGACCUCAGUCAGCUUACGGCUCAAGAUGGCCCUGUGCUGAUGUCUGUGUUUACUUACUUUUAAUUCACUACAAAGCUGCCUUUGUGCAAGAAUAUUAAAGACUGAAAGUAAACGUUCCAAACAAAACCUCCAUGGCCACUCUUGUACUAGGAUAAAUGACUGGCAGCGCUUCUCAUCUUAAUGACCCAAAAAUGCUGCAACUGUUGAAGUUGAUGAUAGAUUGCUAUCCUAAACGCUUAUUUUGAGGAUGGUUCCAAAAAUUGUCAAUGUGGUCCAUAUUAAGUAGAGUAGGUUAACCUUUGGCAGAUGGCACUCAAAUGUUUUGGGGAAAAUUGUAUUUGUUAUCUCCUGUUUCCUUUUCAUUAUAUCUUCAUGUUUGCAUGUGCACGAAAAGGUUCCAAACAUGUUUAGAGCGACCCUAAGGUUCUAAAGGUGGUGCUCAAUUAUUUUAAUUUUAUUCUGCAUGGAAAUAAUUAUUACAAUAAAAACAUUAAACGUUAGUAAAAUGGGGCAAACUACGGAAAUACAAAUAUGGACAUUUUGGAAAAUCACACCAGGAUUUGAGAACUGUUUUUUGUUGGCUUCUUUUCAAAGAAAACAAGAGGUCUUGUUGAAAAAUUUGUGGAUGUUUUUACUUCAUGUUUUUCUAUUACCUUAUAAUAAGGUCUUAAAAUAAAUUCUGAAUAUUGUAAUGACAUGUAUUAUCCUUUUGUGGUGGGGAGAUGUACUCCCCUCAUUGUUAACUUGGCACUUCAGUUUGUUGUAACGCAAUUGUUUUUGUUAUUUCUAUGUAAAGUACUUGAAUAAAGAAAAUGAAACUGUG
Messenger RNA from Oncorhynchus mykiss (rainbow trout), 6567 nucleotides. It is a transcript of the gene egr3, whose product is annotated as early growth response 3. The record is from RefSeq and is a predicted model, not a curated record. NCBI's taxonomy places the organism in Eukaryota, Metazoa, Chordata, Actinopteri, Salmoniformes, Salmonidae. Gene Ontology annotation, biological process: regulation of transcription by RNA polymerase II. Gene Ontology annotation, molecular function: DNA-binding transcription factor activity, RNA polymerase II-specific; RNA polymerase II cis-regulatory region sequence-specific DNA binding.